AUGGCCCUUCUGUCGCGGCCUUCCCUCCGUUCUGUACGACGGCCCGACAGUCCCCCGAAACCCCUCAGAGACCGUCGCAAGAGCUCUCCAGACUGCCUCGACACCACCGCCGAACCCCGUGUCAGUCCCUUGAAGUCGCGACGCGCCCGCGGCGUCUCCUCCUCGUCCAUUAAUACCCCAGUCUCUGGCCCAUUCGCAGGCCAGAACGGAGCCAGUCGCGCACGCCGUGAGACCGCUACCCCCUCAGCGGAUUUGCUACGCGGGGUCCACGAGUCGCCCGACCCGCUCGAUACGAUCUCACCUGCGCUCAAGCAGCGCGUCUUCACCCCGACAAUUGCAGACGAGAUCGAGCCUCCUGAGUCUCCCGUGACGCGGCCUCGUCGGAAUGAUCGAUUGCGCGCGGACGGCGCGUCUGCGACAGACCGUAAGAACGACGCGGAGCAGACUGGUGAAAAGAGCACGGGACGACGGUCGCUUCGUUCGACGGACACCGGGUCGCGAUGCAAGAGCGAGCUCGCUCAGUACUUCCACAAUUAUGAACAGAUCAUAAGUCUGGAGGACCCUGAACCGGAAUUCCUCGCGGCAAAAACCACACUCACAAUCAUUGACAACCUCACCCAACCGCUUUCAAUCCCCCCGCCGAAUCCAACCCCCUUUGGCAACCCCCUGCUCAAUCCCUAUGGCUGUGAGAGGCUCUCACUCCCAACUCCUCCUCCAGAUCCCACCGCUAUAGAUCCUCUAUCCGAGGAGACUUACUUCCGUGCACAUCGCAAGUUUGAAAGACAAGAGAAGCAAUUGCGCAAUAUCGAGCGCAACCGAGCCCAACAUGAACAACAGGUCUUGGAACGUCUGCUCGACGAGCUCCGGGGCCAUGAAUGGCUACGAACGAUGGGCCUCCCCAACGUCCACGAGUCAGAGAAGAAGAACUACGAGCCCAAGCGCGAGAUUCUGAUCCAAGAACUCGUCACACUAGUCAACAAAUUUCAAGCCUGGAAAGACGAAGAACGACGUCGCAGGCUUGAAAAAGAAAAACCAGAAGAAUCAGGACCCCGGAAACAAUCUCGCAUAGAAGAUGAUAGUUCCCCCGCUCCUGGUGAUUUGCAAAGUACCCCUGAUCCCAAUGACGUGGAUGCCCUCGCUGCAAGGCAAUUGCAUCAAGAGGCUCGCUCAGCGGGAGCCAAAUCCCGCAAGCGAAAGCCGACCAAGCCCACGGCCCCCGAAGAAGAGCCCAAACCAAGCCCCAAGCGUAAAAAGCCGAACCCUACCCCUGAUCCCAAACCCCCUCCUGCUCCUACACCUCCCAAAAACCUCAAGCAAGCUUCUCUCUCCUUGUUCUGGGCUCCUGCGCCUCGCCAAGGCCCUUUUACGUCCUUCUUUCGCCAGCGCCAUGUGCGUGACGCGGCGAUCGCUGCGGCGAAAGGUAUCCGACGCAGUGGUUCGCGAUCAUCGCUUGCUUUUGGGCAUCCGGUACCUGAACAGUCGGAGGUGGAGUUCGAGUUACCUGGGGAAAUCUUGACGGAAGAGGCCAUCUUACAGUCUCAGCGCAAGAGGCGGAGGUUGAAGAGGAGAAGUCUGGGAUGA
This is a messenger RNA of Penicillium brevicompactum, 1581 nucleotides long. Its product is annotated as acetyltransferase SAS4-like domain-containing protein. The transcript has 2 exons. NCBI's taxonomy places the organism in Eukaryota, Fungi, Ascomycota, Eurotiomycetes, Eurotiales, Aspergillaceae. The record is from RefSeq and is a predicted model, not a curated record. Gene Ontology annotation, cellular component: SAS acetyltransferase complex. Bases 1 to 1581 code for a protein of 526 amino acids. Gene Ontology annotation, molecular function: histone acetyltransferase activity.